Messenger RNA from Pseudopodoces humilis (Tibetan ground-tit), 2548 nucleotides. The record is from RefSeq and is a predicted model, not a curated record. Lineage: Eukaryota; Metazoa; Chordata; Aves; Passeriformes; Paridae.
GCCCCGGCCGUGCGCCAGCCUCGCGGGGCCCGAUAGCAUGGGCCGGCCCGGCGGCGGCGCGGCCACGGAGGCCACCAUGGACCCCGUGCGCAGCUUCGAGCGGUGGAAGAAGAAAUACACCCGGCGGACGAAGAGGUUGCGGCUGCAGCGCAAGGAGAGGAAGCGGCCCGAGUGGCAGGUGGAGCGGGAGAACAUCGGCCGCCUGGUGCAGCGCUACCCCGAGAUAAAUGCAAGUGAAAUCCAAAGAUUUUCAGAUUUUCCGUUGUCAAAGAAAACACUUAAAGGACUGCAGGAAGCUCAGUAUCGUGUGGUAACAGAGAUACAGAGGCAAACCAUAGGUUUGGCUUUACAAGGUAAAGAUGUACUUGGAGCUGCAAAGACUGGAUCGGGCAAAACGUUGGCUUUUAUUGUUCCAGCUUUGGAACUCCUGUACCGCCAACAGUGGACUUCAGCUGAUGGCCUGGGGGUUUUGAUAAUAUCGCCUACCCGGGAGCUUGCGUAUCAAACCUUCAAGGUUCUGCGUAAAGUGGGGAAGAAUCAUGAAUUCUCAGCUGGCCUUAUCAUUGGAGGAAAGGAUCUGAAAGAAGAGUCUGAAAGAAUCCAUCACAUAAAUAUGCUAAUUUGCACUCCAGGACGGCUUUUACAACACAUGGAUGAAACUUCCUAUUUCUAUGCAUCUGAUCUACAAAUGUUGAUUCUUGAUGAAGCUGACAGAAUUCUAGACAUGGGGUUUGCUGAUACAAUGAAUGCAAUCAUAGAAAAUCUGCCUAAGAAACGCCAGACCUUACUUUUUUCUGCAACACAAACAAAAUCCGUGAAGGAUCUUGCACGGUUGAGUCUGAAAGAUCCAGAAUAUGUUUGGGUUCAUGAGAAAGCCAAAUUCAGUACCCCAGCAACUUUGGAUCAGAACUAUGUUGUCUGUGAGCUUCAGCAAAAAGUAAACAUGUUAUACUCUUUCCUGAGAACUCAUUUGAAAAAGAAGAGCAUUGUGUUUUUUGCAAGCUGUAAAGAGGUUCAGUAUCUGUUCAGAGUGUUUUGUAAGCUUCAGCCUGGUCUUCCUGUCCUGGCACUCCAUGGCAAGCAGCAGCAGAUGAAGAGAAUGGAAGUCUACACUUGUUUUGUUCGGAAAAAGGCAGCAGUGCUUUUCGCUACAGAUAUUGCAGCUCGUGGCCUGGAUUUUCCAGCAGUGAAUUGGGUCAUUCAGUUUGAUUGUCCAGAAGAUGCAAACACGUAUAUCCACAGAGUGGGAAGAACAGCCAGGUACAAAGAAGGUGGUGAAGCUUUGUUGGUAUUGCUUCCUUCAGAAGAAAAAGGCAUGGUGGAACAGCUGGCUCAGAGGAAGGUACCUAUCAGUGAAAUCAAAAUUAAUCCUGAAAAACUUACAGACAUCCAAAAGAGAAUGCAAGCAUUCUUAGCUCAAGAUCAGGAGUUAAAAGAGAAAGCUCAAAGGUGUUUUGUAUCCUACUUGCGUUCAGUUUACUUAAUGAAGAAUAAGGAAGUAUUUGAUGUUUUCAAAUUGCCUCUAGCAGAAUAUGCCCUAUCACUUGGUCUUGCAAUGGCACCUCGUGUGAGAUUCCUUCAAAGAGUUCAGAAGCAGCUGUAUGUGAAUGAGGCAGCCAAUGGGACAGAUCACUUGGAGGAGACAGAGCAAAAUGAGAAUACCCUCACCUUGGUAAAUGAGGAAACAGUGGAGAAAUGUGGAACUAGUUUCAGUGGAGAAACAUCUGUUAAUAAAACAAAGGAAAAGCAGAGAAGAAAAGAAACUGAGGAAUGUUCUGCUUCCAGUGGAAGUGCUGAGGAAAGUGGCGAGUCUGAGGAUGAGUCGAAAGAGCUGUCUGAGGAGGAGGAAAAAGAGAUUCAUGUACCUAACAGGGUACCAAACUCAGACUCCAUGCAGUUCUUUGAAGAUGAUGACGAUGAUGAUGAAGAUGAUACUGAAGGUCUUGAUUUGCUGACAGUGAAACAACGGGAUGUUUUUGGUGUGGAAGCUAAAGAUAAUCCAGCACUGUUAGUGCAGCAGUGGCCACCUGUGCAGAAAUCCAAUUUGGCACAAGGAGAUGAGGAAGAGGAUGCCAGUGGUAUCAACCUAGAUAAAGCGAAAGAAAUACUGCGUGAAGAAGACAAAUUUGACAAAGAAGAAUACAGGAAGAAAGUAAAGGAAAAACAUAGGAAGAUUGGUAUGCACCAGCUGUAUCAAAAUAAGAAGCGCAAUUGGAAGGACAAGAAGGCUGAAGAGGAAACAGUGGCCUUUCUUGCUCACAGUGGAAGUGAAGAAGAGUUUGAUCCAAGCACUCUCCCAGAUCCUGAUAAAUAUCCUGACUCUGAUGCAGAGCAGGAUUCAGAAAGUGAAGACAGCUAUAGUGAACUUGAGGAGAAGACUGGAAGAAAGAGGAGAAGCUAUAACAACAGUGUCACAGCAGAAGAAAUGCCACUGAAAAGAAAGAAGCAAUUCAGCCAAGAGGAGGACCCCUGUUUGCCAUUAGAUACUGGGCUUUCUCUGGCAGAGGAUGAAGAGCUUGUACUACAUCUGCUCAACAGUCACAACUAA